AUGUCAUUGUCUAUUCCGCCCCUGUCCCCAUCUUCGAAACGUCGAAGGCCUUUGCAUGAAAGAACUCCGUCUCAAAGCAACGAACGCCCACCCGCGUCAACGUUAAGACUCGUUAUGGAUAAAUCUUCCGAAGAUGAAGCUGACAUCUAUUCUACGGAUCCAUAUCCCACGAAACCGGAGCACAUUUUAUUGCCCACACCUAGCGACAACCAAUAUGGCGGACCCCUAACAUCGAACCCUGUUUCAGCUUCGUUCCAUAACGACUCAACCGAUACCUCCCCCUCGAGCGCGGAAUAUGCCAGUCGAAACUUCCCCGAGGAUCACGGUGGAAGUGUCUCGGAGCUUUCCACCCUGGUGCAGGAGGGAAACCUGUCGAGCUUUAUUUGGGGUGAAAGCCAAAACUCAAGCAACACUUCCAUACCACACCUGGCGACUCCCGUCAUCGAUGAGGCCGUCGAGGCCGGCGACGAAAAAUCUGAAAGCAGUGACCGAACUCGCCUUCCACCGCUGAACACGACGAUCAAGACCGUACCGCAGGACGACUCGACGCCAGAACAGUCUGACUCGGGCCUGACCAGCAGUUCGAGUCCGAUUGUGGUUCGUCUAGGCUUGACUUCGAGCCCAAACAUUAUCCCCCUGGAAAGCUCAUCUCCCAAUUUUAUGCCACUUGUGACCUCCUCGCCUUAUUACGUCAAGGAAAGCGCCUCAGAUUCUUCGUUAUAUUCCGCCAAUACAUUUGGGACAGCCAGACGGUAUGUCCGUCCACAACAGCAAAAUUCAGGUUUUUUGGAACGAGACAGCAACCAGUCACUAUCUUUUUCUUCGGACCCUCCUAGUGCUAUUCUAAGAACGCACCGAUCUACAUCGUCUUUUGCGCUCUCAAGAGGGGGAUCGACACAUACACGGACGGCUUCUGCAUCCACUCGGAGCGGACAGUCACCCUCGGAUAUCCAAACGAUCAUUGAUAGCGGCUUGCCUGUGAAGUAUCCAACCAUCCGAUCACCUCCGUCCGCCGGUUCGUUAGCGGAAGGAUCCUCGUCGAGACUACCCUCACAAUCAUCACAGUUAACGAGAUAUCAACCGGGUCGAAACCGUCUUUUGUCAAUUGUGCCCUCUGAAUGGUCGGCGGAAAGAGCAUUGAGCUCUGCCAGUGCCUCGCCCCAGGUUGACCAAACGGACUCUAGUACGGAAUCAUCGGGAGAUAAUGCAAUUAGGGGUCGCCCUUCCGACUUUUCAAUUCGGCUCGUGGCUCAAUCCGAAAGUGACGAAGGAGCCGACACCCUUUCCCAACUUCAGCCUUGCUUGCUGCGAACGAAGCGAUCUGGAUCUUUGAGUAAUCGUUCUAUGGUAUCAAGAUUUGACAGUUUUCGAUUGAUGAGCAGACCAGGUUCUAGCGCCAGCUCCAUCCUCAACACCAUCCCUACUUGGGCCAAAGUAUACUAUCGCAGCGGUGGCGCAGGGCUCCAGUUAUCAGCUCUGUCUCUAGUUGAGGGUAGCCGCCCUUCGACGGCUGCGAGUGCCCGCCCCGCCGCCCAUCUGGGUCCUCUAGAAAUAUCCCGCACACGAUCUCGACCGAGGAAGAACACCGACACUCGAUUAGCUUUGCCUACUGCUGAUACGAGGGAUCCCAGGACACAUUGGGCUGGUGGAUUCCAGCACAGCGAGAGGAACGUCCCAAAAACCCCUUCCCAAGAAGACCUUCCUGCGAAUUGGUCACCACAUCUAUUUCCAGAUCAUCGCACAGGCUCCGUUCGGAGGUCUCUUUGGAACCCACCUUCUUUGGACGAGAGCGCGGAGGGUAUAAUAGGCUGGCGCAACGUCCAAAUUUAUUUAUUUUGCUUAGGCUUCUUGGUGCCAUUAACGUGGUUCGUGGCUGCGUUCUUACCACUUCCUCCCAAAGUCUUUCCGUCAAACGAGGAAUUCACCACCGACCAGCCGGACGUCGAGCGAACGUUCAGCAACCGAGUCAAACACAUAGACCAAAUUCGCUACGAGAAUGCCCGAUGGUGGCGAAGGCUCAAUCGCUUUAUGACACCAGUAGGCCUUAUAAUCAUUGCUACAAUUGCUACCCUAUCUGUUUUGGGAACUAAAAACAUAAUUUGAGAACCACAAAAAAUAACAGAAAAAAAAGCUUCGUUUUCUUUUCGGUCCUCGACCGUACGACUUUACGCCUUUUAUGCUUUACAUAUUCGUUAUACAUGACCCUACGACCGAAUAAACAAUCCAAUCCGUUCCUGGGGCGCCGGAUUCGCAUCCACCCCCUUAUGAACUUACGACGGCGUCAUUGCUCGGUUAUUUAAUAGACCUUUUUCGUUUAUUCAGCGAUAUUUGACUUUUUUCUUUUUUUUUUGACUUUAAUGCUUCUGACGACCCUAUAAAAUGGUUCGGCUUUUUGUUGUAUGUUUUUGUGUAUCUGGGAGCUUUUAUUAUUACCACUUCCACAACUUCAAACUAUCGCUGUUAUAUACUUCCCAAAUGUUUACACCUCUCGCUGUACAAAGUAUAUUUUACAACACUUGCCUGUCUGGUGUCUGGAAGUAUUAUUCCUUAUCUUUUUUUUCCCCUUGCUGCCUCGGCGGCUAACUACCUUUGGUUAUUGGGUUAUUGAGAGUAUAAAUUCCCCCCUUUUCGGCUUGGAAUUUAUGUGGGACAUUAUGGAUGGCCUUUAAUUGGUAUUGAGUGGGAGGGUUUGUUUUUAGGAGGGUUGUCAAAUAUUAACUUCAUAUUUGAAUGGAGGACAUUACUAUUUGGCUCGCAGUCUUCUUUUCUUUUCUUGUUUUUGUUUUUAACUAUGCUGAGAGGCACUUUGGGCCUUUCUUUGGAGUACGGAGUAUGUAGAAAAAGAAUUCUUUGGCUCGAGCAGCACGGUACACACAACAAUAUAUUCUGCAGUUUGGAUUGAUUAUCAUGUCGCUUUCAAUGACGAGGUACGGCGUAUAGGCUGUGCGUCUAUUCUGCUGUCUGUGUAACAUACUCUCGACCGAGUCACUCCAUUUCUGCAGCUCGAUCCUUUACCGAGUAUAUAUGCAAACCACCGUCGAACUAACGAAUCAGGCGCGCCAAUGCACGCACGCAUGCUUUCCAACGCUCACGACAGGAUCACCUCUUCUUCCUCCCCAACCUCUCCUCAAUCAACACCUUCAACUCAUGGCCCGACGGCAUGCUCACCACACUCCCCCUUCUCCUCUUCGCCUCAAUCUCGCUCCGAAUCUCACUCACCGCCUCAUCGAACUCCCGCUCCGGGUCAUCCGGCAAUCCCAGCGUCGGCGGCUGGGCGGGUUCUUUCUUCUCGUCCCUUCUUCCAGCGGCUAGGCCCUUAUUCCUGGCGUCGAGCUUCUUGACGAGGAAUUUCUUGCCAGGACUGGCGAAGAACGCGAGCGAGGAUGCGAUGCCGAUGAUGCCGUAGAAGUAGACGUGUUUCCAGGCCGUGAUGCAGUCGGUGAAUUGCAGGAUGAUGAAAGGGGCGGCGGCGAAGGAGAGCGCCAGCUGGGUGGUUAGCCAGCCUAGGAUGUCGUAGUAACGCUUGAGCGGAGUAGGCUUGGAACCAUCUGUUGUGAGGAAGAAAGGACGGAGGUGGCGGCGGAAAU
Messenger RNA from Coccidioides immitis RS, 3587 nucleotides. RefSeq lists its product as uncharacterized. The transcript has 3 exons. The record is from RefSeq and is a predicted model, not a curated record. Bases 1 to 2103 code for a protein of 700 amino acids. NCBI's taxonomy places the organism in Eukaryota, Fungi, Ascomycota, Eurotiomycetes, Onygenales, Onygenaceae.